This is a messenger RNA of Galleria mellonella (greater wax moth), 2273 nucleotides long. It is a transcript of the gene Nasp, whose product is annotated as histone-binding protein N1/N2. Gene Ontology annotation, cellular component: nucleoplasm. Gene Ontology annotation, molecular function: histone binding. The transcript is spliced from 9 exons. The record is from RefSeq and is a predicted model, not a curated record. Gene Ontology annotation, biological process: CENP-A containing chromatin assembly; DNA replication-dependent chromatin assembly. The coding region runs from base 182 to 1363 and encodes 393 amino acids. NCBI's taxonomy places the organism in Eukaryota, Metazoa, Arthropoda, Insecta, Lepidoptera, Pyralidae.
AUUUUGCAUUUCAUUCAUAACUGGAAAUCUUAUAAUACCGCCGCUGCUACCAAUUUUUUAAUUAAUUACCAUUAUUCAUAUAACCCAUUUUUGUUUUUCUGUGAUUUUUAUAAACGAGUAAAACUUUCACUGUGUACCAACUAGUUUCAUAAUAAAAAAACAUAUCACUCAUUUUUCACAGAUGGCAGAUGUACCGGAAGUAACAACUUCAUCUCCAUCAGAGUUGCUAGCAGCAGGACGGCGGCAUCUUGCUGUAAGAGACUUCAGUUCUGCAGCUGGUGUCCUAGCUAAGGCUUGUGAGGCCCUCGCUAAGGAGCAUGGUGAUAUGGCCGAUCAGUGUGCUGAGGCUUAUUUAUGGUAUGGUAAAGCACUUCUUGGCUUGUCCAGAGAAGAGAGUGGUGUCCUUGGAGAUGGUAUGCCAGGAACUGGAAAUCCUGAGGAUGAUGAAGAGAAUGAGGAUGGUGCUGACGAUGGUGAAGAGAACCAGAAUGGAGAAGCAGAACAAAAUGUUGAGAACAACAAGGAAGUUGAGGUGGAGAAGAUUGAAGCCGAAUCUACCACAAAAGAAGAAGAGCCUGGUAGCAGCACAGUUGCUGCAGGGGACAGUGAUGAACCAGGUACAAGCAAUAAUGGUGAGGCAAAUGAGGAAUCUGAAGUGAACCUUGACAAUGAAGAUGAUGUUGAUAAUUUGCAAUUGGCCUGGGAGAUGCUUGACCUGGCGCGCAACAUUCUGUCUCGGCGUGCGGAAGAAGCCGCUGACGGCGUGGCGGCUCGCGCUUUGCUCGCGGACGUGCACCUGGCACUGGGCGAGGUGGCGCUCGAGAGCGAGACAUACGACAAGGCCGUUAUCGACAUGCAAAGUUGUUUGGAAUUGCAAAAGGAACUUUACCAUAGCGAUGAUAGGAGAAUUGCUGAAACUCAUUACCAAAUUGGACUUGCAAACUCCUUGGCAUCUAAUUUUGAGGACGCAAUAACACACUUCAAAAACGCGGCGAACAUUCUAGAAACUCGCAUCAAGACGCUAGAGAACCCUUCAGCAGCGAAAGAUGAUGCCACCGUAAAGAAAUUCUCAUCGGCCGAUCCGUUCUACACUGUUGAGGGCGAGAUUAAAGAGCUUAAGGAGCUGCUCCCUGAAAUCCAGGAGAAAAUUCAGGACAUGAUGGAUUAUAAAGCUGAGACAAUAAAACGUGUACGCGAGACCCUUUGUUCUGCAAACGGAGAGGGCUCAUCGCACAUUAACGGCGCCAGUUCCAGCACAUCAUCACAAAAACCCGCAGCAGACAUCUCGCAUCUUAUCAAGAGGAAACGGAAGUCCAGCGAGGGCGACGCCGAGUCGUCCGCAGCAAAAAGGGUUAACACGUGAAUUUAGAGUGUAACUAUCUGUACAACCAAGAACCUUAAUGCCUGGUAUUAGAGGUUGUAAUGUACAGAUACUAUUUGGAAAAGAUGAAAGUGCUCGUGAGGCAAAGGAAUUGUGCAUUUCAAAUUAGUAUAUGCAGGUUGGAAUCUAAAUAUUUAUUAAUACAUGGGCGAAAUGCGACAAAACAUUUCAAAAAUUUUAACAUUAACACGACGCGUUCGUCUUUCAAGUUAUUAUGGAGACUAACUCUUUUAUCAUUAUUAAUAAAAACCUUUUUACAAAUCUAUUAUAGUUUUGUCACUUUUAUUCAAAUUGAGAAUUUAGCAUAAAAGAAAGAGACAAAAUAGUUUAAUAGCUAAAAUAGGUUUACGAGAGGUUUGCGAUUUUUAUGGAUAAGGGGCUUUUUUUGUCAAUUUACGAAUUAUAUUCCUUUGUAAUAAGAAAAUACAGUUUCAUGCCCUUUAAUGACGCGAAUGAUUUCGAUUUCACCCUGACUUAAUUUUAAUUGUAUAUUAAUCGAUUUGUUUUAAUAAAAUUUUAAUAAUCAGUAUAUUGAAUCCAAUUCUCUGGGGUCGUAACUAUUCUCGCAACAAAGUACACGAGUACUUGUUUCGCAUCGAUUCCUUUGUGGUCACUAGCACUAAUCAAGUAACAGACUGAGUUAUUUAGUACGAACUAGAUUUAGAUUAUUUUAACGAUUAUUUUAUGAAUCCUUUUAAAUUAUUACAUUAGAAAUACUGUUCAGGGAGGUUCAAAAACCUAUUUUACACGAAUCAUAACGUAUUAUAAUUUUUUUUAUAACUCUCCGAUAAAACUUAGUCGCCUAAUAUUAUAAUAUCCUCAAUACUGAAGUAUGCACAAAUAUGUAUUAUAUGUUAAUUUUCAAAAAUAAAUAAACAAUUUUUAAUAUUAA